AUGGCGUCCGCGGCGUCGCGCGCGUUCCGCCGCGCGCUCGGCGCCGCCGCGCGCUCCGCGCCCGGCGCCGCGCCCAAGGAGCUCUACGCGCUCAAGGUGGACAACAACGGCCGCGCGUGGCAUCGCGCGGUGCGCAUCGGUCAGGGCGACGACGGGCUCCUCAGACAUCUCCUCCCGCGCGACGCGCCGCUUCUGGAGAGGACGGGAUCGUUCGGGGACACGCCCGCGACGCUCACGGCGCGACCGGUGCGACGCCUUUGA
Molecule: messenger RNA, 261 nt
Organism: Micromonas pusilla CCMP1545
Lineage: Eukaryota; Viridiplantae; Chlorophyta; Mamiellophyceae; Mamiellales; Mamiellaceae
Exons: 1
Coding region: 1-261 (86 amino acids)
Source: RefSeq, a predicted model, not a curated record